This is a messenger RNA of Volvox carteri f. nagariensis, 270 nucleotides long. RefSeq lists its product as uncharacterized. Gene Ontology annotation, molecular function: protein binding. NCBI's taxonomy places the organism in Eukaryota, Viridiplantae, Chlorophyta, Chlorophyceae, Chlamydomonadales, Volvocaceae. The record is from RefSeq and is a predicted model, not a curated record. The transcript has a single exon. The annotation marks the transcript as partial.
CAGGGCCACGCUGCAACGGUGCGCGCGGUGGCGUUCAGCCCGGACGGCAUCAAGAUGGCCUCUGCUGGCGAGGACCGCACCGUGCGUCUCUGGGGAGUGGCGUCACGGCAGCAGCUGGCGGUGUUUCAUGGCCACAACGCGGCUGUGGUCAGUAUUGCGUUUGACCCAGAUGGCAUGGUGCUGGCUUCCUGCUCCGAAACCGAAAUCCGGCUAUGGGACACCAACAACUACCCACAGGUACGCAUGCUGUGCAGUAAAACAGCGCAGUAG